AUGGGCUGCUGCCGCGUGUGCCUCAUUCUUCUGGCCAUUGUUCCUGCUGUGUUUUUCGGAUGUCUAUCUGUGCCUGGAGUGGAGCGUGCUUAUAUCCGCGCAGUGGACACAUAUGUCGUGCCGGUUCCAAUUGCCAGGCAUUUGCUGCAGAUCUUGGCGCAAGCCCGGCACAUCUGGAAAGUCGGCGGUGGAAUUGCUGUCGGCCCUGUGUGGAACCCCUUGCUGUCGUACGCGAUUGAUGGCCCUAAAACCGGAGUUGGAUUGUUUCCGAGCCCUUCCGCGCCUGCCACUGGCUACAUGGUUUCACGCAUCAGCCACGCCUCCGUGAGAGAAGUACAUUACAACCCGAGGCUGAAGCGAGACAGCAAGAUGUUUGUGACGGUGGACACUGCGAAGGUUCCGGAAGGCUAUUUCCUUCCAGGAGUCUUGCCAACGCUGCUUCAGCUGAACACGGAUUCUGAAGCCCGGUACGCGCACAGAGAUCUCAUUGCUGCCGUAAUGCCAGCACUAGCUGAGAAUCCUGACACGGUCCCGGAUUUCAAACCAGCUCCUGGCAUCUCCGUGGAUGACCUGAUUCACGGAGUAUCUAGGCAUUUGAUCUUCCCGUUCCCAGAGGUGGUUCCCCAUGUGGUUCAGGACGUCUUCGCAUUUACCUUUUUCAGGCAUGCAUUCGAGGUCGACCUUACCAGCGAUGAGAUCUACUCCUUGAAGGAGUGGCUUCGUGUGCACUUCAGGACGAUAUUUGGCAUGGGCUCGGCAGCGGGUGGUGCUCAAUGCGCACAACUUGCCAAGGUCGUAGAGGAGAAAGUCGCAAGUGGCAAGAUUGGCCAGCGGCUCAUGGACGAAGCUCAGAGCAGAGGCAUGAACGGGCCGGAGCGUUUGCGCAAGACCCUCUUCGAGCUCUCCUUUGCCGGAUUCGGUGGGGAUGGACCUGGAGGCGCCCUGGCGACCUUCAAGCUCCUAAGGCUACUGCAGAGAGCACCCCAAACCAACAUUCCUCUCUUCAAGCGCGAUCCCGCCGCCUUUGUUCUGGAGGUUGUCAGGAUGCAUGGUGGUGGUGGAGCAGGCGUAAACCCCUGGAUUGCAGAAGAAACACGGACACACACGCUGGGAACCGGCUUUGCGUAUGAGGAAACUGCAGGUUCUUAUGGAUCUACCAUAGCAUUGAUGGCUAAUCAUGAUCCUGCUGUGUUCGGUGGACCACACAGAACAGAAGAGUUUGCAACUACUUUCAUGCCUGGUCGAGAAAAUGCAGAUCGUUUGUUGAGCUUUGUGGCAGAACUCCGUGACAUUCGAAAAUGUCCGAAUGUUACAGGAUGUGUUCAUGCACCCCGCUUUUGCUUGGGCACGUUCCUAGUGCAGCGCUUGAUGAUCCAGAUCGGCACCUACUACAUAGAUGGCUUGGAGAAACAACAUCCUCGAGAAGAGAUGUGA
Molecule: messenger RNA, 1434 nt
Organism: Symbiodinium natans
Lineage: Eukaryota; Dinophyceae; Suessiales; Symbiodiniaceae
Source: the annotation of a GenBank genome assembly